AUGAUCUUGUCCUCUUCACACAACUUGAGACUGAAGUAUCUGUCUCUGGGGGUGCUGGUGUUGCAGACCACCUCGCUGGUGCUCACCAUGCGCUAUUCUCGCACCUUAAAGCAAGACGGCCCCCGCUACCUGGCCUCAUCUGCUGUGGUGUCAGCCGAGGUGCUCAAGAUCCUGACCUGCACCCUCCUUGUCCUUGUGGAGAACAAAUUCAGCGUGCGGGCAAUGAACCAGCUAUUGAAGGAGGAGAUUGUGAACAAGCCAACACAGACCCUGAAGCUGGCCAUUCCUGCAGGGAUCUACACGCUGCAGAACAAUCUGCUCUAUGUGGCUCUAUCCAACCUGGACGCUGCAACGUAUCAGGUCACAUACCAGCUCAAGAUCCUCACCACAGCACUGUUUUCUGUUUCCAUGCUGGGAAAGAAGUUGGGCCUCAAUCAGUGGCUCUCUCUGCUCUUCCUCAUGGCUGGAGUCACUCUAGUGCAGUGGCCCACAGACUCUGCAGGAGACAGCGAGCAGAAGAUCCUGUCAGCAGGUUCUCAGUUUGUGGGGCUAAUGGCUGUGCUGAUGGCAUGUGUGUCCAGCGGCUUUGCCGGGGUUUACUUUGAAAAAAUUCUUAAGGAGACUAAACAGAGUGUGUGGGUCCGAAACAUUCAGCUGGGUUUGUUCGGCUUUGUGUUCAGCUUUGGAGGAAUGAUGGUGUAUGAUGGCCAGAGAGUGAGAGAGUCAGGAAUAUUUCAGGGCUACAAUACCAUCACCAACAUCGUUGUUGUCUUACAGGCUCUGGGCGGACUGGUGGUAGCAGUGGUCAUUAAAUAUGCGGACAACAUCCUCAAAGGAUUUGCCACCUCUCUUUCCAUCAUUUUGUCUGCAGUCAUUUCAUAUCUCAUGUUAGAGGACUUUAGUCCUACUAGUUUAUUUUUCUCAGGGGCGGUGCUGGUCAUUGCUGCCACUUUUCUUUAUGGCUAUGAGCAAAAGCCUGUAAGCAGCACAACCAUCAAAGUGUAAACUGAGACUUCUGUGAAUGGUGCUACCUGACUGAAGCGAUGACAGCAGGACUUUAUGAACUGUGACAAGUAGUUUGCUAAACAGAAAUUACCAUAUCGGGAGAAGUUACUGCCAAACUUUCACUGGAGACUGUUGAGCCUGUGUGUGCCCUAGAUUCUCCUCAGAAAACAUGCUGCUUUGCACCAAAGAUGGAGGACAAGAUUGUGAAAUAAAAUUGCUUUCAGUGA
This is a messenger RNA of Cheilinus undulatus (humphead wrasse), 1232 nucleotides long. It is a transcript of the gene slc35a3b, whose product is annotated as solute carrier family 35 member A3b. The record is from RefSeq and is a predicted model, not a curated record. Gene Ontology annotation, molecular function: UDP-galactose transmembrane transporter activity. Gene Ontology annotation, biological process: pyrimidine nucleotide-sugar transmembrane transport. Lineage: Eukaryota; Metazoa; Chordata; Actinopteri; Labriformes; Labridae. Gene Ontology annotation, cellular component: Golgi membrane. The transcript has 7 exons. The coding region runs from base 1 to 1005 and encodes 334 amino acids.